AUGAUUCCGUCCGACGAGGAUUCCGGUGACAUUGCACCUCAAUCAGUUCAGGCAACUUUCCCUGUCUCGAUACGCUCGUCAAGACGAAGAAGAAGCCGUCUCUCGAGGCCCCCAACUCCGCCAUCAGCAUGUGAGGAAAGCGCUCAUUAUCCAGUUUUCAACCCAGAAGACCCUCGACACAAUCCAGCUCUCAGAGCCAAUGAGUGGCCGGACGAUGCGAAUGGUCUCUCCCAAGCAGCUCAUCCUACCGGGUCAAGGCAUUGGAUGCAAAGUCUAACAGGAAGGUCUCUACGGCGGGCCCGCACUGGACUACAAGCCCUAAGGUCUGGCUUGCAUAGACGCUCCGUCCACCAAACAAGCGAUGGCGAGGUUGUGAUCAAUGGAGUGUGGCAUUCGUCCGAUUCUGCAGAAGCAUCCUCUGACCGACAUGAGCGUCGUUUCUCGUCGACUGUAUCUGAGGCUAGCACAGAAGAAGACUAUGAUUUCGGAACCCACCUCUACCGAACUGGCUGCAACUACCCCAGCCUAAGCGACGACAUCGAUGAUAUGCAUCCAUCUCCUCCCACGUCAUUACCCACAUUGAGCACGGAGGCUGGCAGGCCUCUCGCUAAUGGAUUGUCCCCGACGCCGGAAGAUUCUCCGGGAGAAGAUUCAUCUCCUGUGACGCCAGACUCGGACAACCCUCCCCGUGUUGAUGCGCAUUUUGAUGUGCAAGAGGAACAAACAGCCGUGAACCUUCCCACAACUUCUACUUCCACGCCUCCCGAUGAAGGAUCCGGGUCUCCCGUGGAAAGUUUGUCCAGCAUAGGCUCGUUGAUAUCUGGUAUCUCUGAUGCGGCAAUUCCUCUAGACGAAGCAAUGGCGGAUCCGCCAGCCGGUGGCAUUCCGCAAACCUUGGAGCCCGGUGUGCCAGUCGAGAAGACUAAUGUGACUUCCAUUUCUUGCGUCGCUUCCCCCACUGCCUCGGAGAACCCUCACACUACUCAGACGCCAGAUGACGAGAGUGCUAUUGAGGAAGAAGCGAUAGAACUUCCUGCUAAGGAUACAUCUGUACCGGAGAGCCCGCAUACAGAUAACAUCGCGGAUGACACAGGGUCGAUUCAUGAAGAGGAAACAGUACUGGAAUGUUUGAACAAUGUAGCUGUCCCUGAAGCCGCUCUUGGGGACAUUGGAGACCUGAAUUAUUUCCUUACGCUGAAUAGACUUGAUGAUAGCGAUCUCUCCGGGAGCAAGAGCAGUGACGAAGACCCAAGCCCUAAUAGUCUCAGUGACGACGACGCAAAUGGACCAAUCAAUCCUUGGAUACCACUGGAUAAGGGCGACCGGGCGACAACCCGAUAA
Aspergillus calidoustus is the source of this 1341-nucleotide messenger RNA. Lineage: Eukaryota; Fungi; Ascomycota; Eurotiomycetes; Eurotiales; Aspergillaceae. The record is from the annotation of a GenBank genome assembly.